Emiliania huxleyi CCMP1516 is the source of this 396-nucleotide messenger RNA. RefSeq lists its product as hypothetical. The record is from RefSeq and is a predicted model, not a curated record. The transcript is spliced from 3 exons. NCBI's taxonomy places the organism in Eukaryota, Haptophyta, Isochrysidales, Noelaerhabdaceae. Bases 1 to 396 code for a protein of 131 amino acids.
AUGCUCUUCGGUUCGCUGGUCAUCGCCGCUGCUGGGUGGAUGCUCAUGGUGCCCCUGUCCGACAUCGUGGCCGGCGCUCCCGUCAUGGACAUACCCCAGUUCUUGGUCGCCUUCACCCUCGUCACCAUCGCCUUCCCGUUUGGCCGUGGCGGCGGCUGGAUGGGCCUCAUGUUCGCGCUCGGCUCCGUCGCGCGGAUCGUCGGCCCGUUCUGGGCGGUGCACGGCUAUGAGAUGGGACCGCCGAUCGAGUCGCUCGCGCACGGCGAGAGCGCCAUCAUAGUGCCACCCAUAUCCACCGCGCCCGCGGCGUCGCGCCCAACGCGGGUGGCGUUGAGCAAGCGCAGCAGUGUGGAAGAGAUGGCGAAAGCGCUCGAGGAGGAGAUGGCACUCUCCUAG